This is a messenger RNA of Fusarium keratoplasticum, 1683 nucleotides long. RefSeq names its product Lactamase-B domain-containing protein. Lineage: Eukaryota; Fungi; Ascomycota; Sordariomycetes; Hypocreales; Nectriaceae. The transcript is spliced from 9 exons. The record is from RefSeq and is a predicted model, not a curated record. Bases 1 to 1683 code for a protein of 560 amino acids.
AUGGCUGUCAGGCAGCUCCUGACAACUCUCCUAGGCCUUGUCUCUGCGGUGAGCGCAACUGCCUUACCCAAAGCAUCAUGCUCUCCUCAAGAUCUCCUCAACGAAGCUCUUGAGGCACUUGGAGGCGAAGACAAGAUUGGAGAAAUCAAGGGGUUGACCUACCACUCCCCACGAAUAUUCCGCUCCCGCAGCCUUAUGCAGAGCUACGAGCUCACGAGAGCCGACACCUACGUCGCAACGUCCGGCUCGCAGAACAUCUCCUUUAGAGUGGACCAGGGGUUCCUGGAGCAGCGGAUCGACCGCCGUCUUGUUCCCUCGAACCAUUGGUAUUGGGGAUCACAGGAGCUCAAGCCUCUUGAAUUUUCCCUGGUUGUGAACGAGGGCAAGGAUGGGUUUGCUUGCUAUGUCAAGGGAAACAACCAGAUUUACCUCCCUCAGGAGCUUGCCCCUGGUUACACUGACUCUGCCCUGACCUACAACCUUGUCGUGCAGGCUCAGAUGUUCUCGCCUCAUCUGAUCUAUCGUAUGAGGGAUACCAAGUCGAUUUCAGCCAUCGCGGUUGAUAUCAACGGAAUCGAGUUCCCAGCUGUCCAUGAUCCCAGCCGCGAGAUCACAGUCAUCCUUGACCCCAAGUCCAAGGUUCCCUACAUCAUCCGCACAGCUGAGCAGCACCCCAUCUAUGGGGAGUCCACCAAGGACCUCUACCUCUCCGACUACAAGAAGGUCAAGGGCAUUCAGUUCCCCCACCUCGUGCAGACCAUCUACAACUCGACCACCCAGAACCUCAACCAGGUGCUCGAAGACUUUAUCAUUGAAGAGGUCAUCCUCAACCCCAAAUUUCCGAAGGGUUUCUUUGACGGCAUCGAUGAAGGGAAGAGCUUUGCCCCCAAGGCUGGACCAAAGAAGAUUCCCGGUGUUCUGGAUGGAGUUGUUACCGAGUUCAACACCAACAUGCUCGGAACCGCCUUCAAGAACGCCAGCAUUGAGAACCUCAAGGUCGAGACCCCGCUCAAGGAUCUUCCCUACGUUCACUGGGUCAUUGUCGACGAUGGCGAUGAGAUGGGUGUCAAGCAAUUGGUCAUCGAGUUUGAGAACGAGGUUAUUGUGUGCGAUGCACCCCCUCAGUGGAGCAAGGCUGUGAUGCAGUGGGUUGCUGAGAACCUGAAGAAACCCAUCACUCACGUCGCGCCCACUCACCACCACGGUGAUCACGCCGGAGGAACCGCCGAUUACGUUGCUGCUGGCGCCAAGCUCAUCGUGCCCGAGAUGGCCGUCGACUACUGGUCCAGCAUCCCUGGUGCUACUUUCGUCACCUUCAACCAAACCCACCCCUAUGUCCACCGUGACAACAAGAUCCAGGCAUGGUUCAACUGGGAGCAGCAGGCCGUUCAUGCCGCUGAUUGGUCAUAUGUCACCAUCACCGAGAGAUGUCCCACCGCCAACUCUACCAUAGUCGCCUUUGAGGCCGAUGCUUGGGAGGCGGGAUUGGAUGCCGAGAUUUCCAACCAGGGUCUGAUGCGACAGUGGUUGAACCAGAUCCUCGCUGAUGGCCUGAGCCGCGAUGCUAUCGUCUUUCCCGCUCACGGCAAGGUGACUCCCCUGUCUGAGCUGAUCAACAUCACUGCCUUCCCUUACCCCGACUUUGACGUCACCCACUGGAAGCAGGGAGCGGCUCUGUGCUGA